Molecule: messenger RNA, 986 nt
Organism: Macadamia integrifolia
Lineage: Eukaryota; Viridiplantae; Streptophyta; Magnoliopsida; Proteales; Proteaceae
Exons: 2
Coding region: 171-590 (139 amino acids)
Source: RefSeq, a predicted model, not a curated record
AAGCCCAUCUCAUUGAGAUAGUAUCUCUAUACACUCUUUGAACUUUAUUCCUAUUCUCCAGUCUCUAGAUCUCUAGAGAAAAAAGAGCAGAGCUUUCUCUUCUCAUAAAAGAGGGAAAGCCCAUCUCCUUCACAUCCAUCCCUUCAGAACAGAGCUCCAAACCUGCAAGAAUGGGAAGAGCUACAGGUUUUUACAUUUGUCUUUUGAUUGCUAUCAUGGAUGUUGUGGCAGGAAUACUUGGUAUUGAAGCUGAAAUCGCACAAAGCAAGGCGAAGCAUAUAAGGGCACUGUUGAUUUUCGAGUGCAGAGAACCAAGCCAUGGUGCAUUCAAGUUAGCUUUGGCUGCAGCAUCAAUUCUGGGUCUGGCGCACGUAAUUGCAAACUUGCUGGGGGGUUGCAAUUGUAUUUGUUCCAAGGAUGAGUUUGAGAGAGCUUCGGCCAACAGACAAUUAGCAGUGAUUUGCCUCUUUGUCUCAUGGUAUGUCUCUGUUGUUCUCCCUGUCGAUCAUCACUCUCUCUCUCUCUCUCUCUCUCUCUCUCUCUCUCUCUCUCUCUCUCUCUCUCUCACUCUCUCUUUUUGUUUUGGCUAACGAUGGGUAUCCAGGCCUUCAGGCUGGUUAGUCCCGUGGACCCAUACUGACCCUACAAUCACAUGGACUGGAUCAUACCGGGCUUGAAUGAGAACCAUUCAACUUUCACUGAAAGCAGUGAAGAGCACUAUAUAAACACCCAGUGUGAGUGGCCCAAGGUGUGCCUAAUAGAAGUCGAACUUAAUCAUUUUCUGUCUCUCUCUCAUAAGGAAAACCCAUGAUUGGAUGGAAAAAAAAAUUCCUCCAAACCAGGCAUUCGGAAUUUUCCUACUGCUCGCAAUCGUAUGCACUGAAAUAGAAUAAUCCGCUUCUCUGGUGGGUUCGCAAAUACCCUUUUAGGUUUUAGUAUUUUUCGCAAGGGAGAGAAAUAGGUAUGCCGCCGAUAUCAAGUAUGCU